AUGAACAAGUCUCAUGCACUAGAAGUGCUCAUUGACGACACAACCACCACCGCACAACCAGGGAUAUCUCAUACGCCCCCACAGUCUCCCAUCAGGGACUUGCAAAACUCCCAGCUUGCUCCUGCACUCACCGACACUCCUUUCAAACAAGGUAGUUCCACGAAAAUCCCCUGGACAACUAAUGCGCGUUGCCGGAACCUCACAAUCAAUGCCUUGGGCACGGACAUCAAAAGUUAUUGCGUUGGCCCAAUGCCAGUCCAGGAAUUUCUUGAGAAGUUCCUACCGACUUCAGAGAUACCAGCUCUCCCACCUUUGACCUUCAAGAGUGGCACGUUUGAUAGUACGAUCUCCGUUAAAGAAGAGGUGCGAGCUUAUGAACCAUUCAUUAACACCGUGAAAUCUUUUGGCCCCGCUUUAUCAUUCAUCAAUACUUCCAACAAUCCAGACACAAAGCUUUCUUCAUCAUUCUCAUUCGCUGUCAAGCCGGACAUCAGUAUAUAUGCUGAUGGAACAUCGCACGGCUGCGAUGUUUCUACCGCAGAAGUUAUCGUUGAAUUCAAGUGGGCUUCCUGCCAUGAUGCCUUUUGUGACUCCCCUGUUGAAUUGAAGGAGAACGAAACUCCCUUUAUCAACUGUACCAUGAAGGGCAUGGACACACUAGGACAAAUCACAAGCUAUGCUGCCGCCCAACUUGGCGCUCAAUAUCAUGGGACAGAGAGGGAAGUCCUUGUUACUUGCGCCUUUGAUUACAAUGAACAUCCGCACUUAGCCGACUUUUUCCGUCGUUUUUCACAAGCAUCGCCUGCACUGCGUGGCGUUGAUACAUCAGUGACCUCUGCUGGCGCCGAGGAGGCCAUUCGCGCACGGUCAAAUUUAAACCUUCACCCUGACACACGCAUGUUCAAGGUUAUCAUCCCUGCUGCUGAGGGUGUCGGUUCAUCCAUGUUGAUCAUUCCUGCACCUGUUGCCCGCGGUCUUUCGCCUGUUGGCCGUAGGACACGCACUUGUCCUGCGUUUGACCCUGUCAAUAAUAAGAUUGUCAUGUUCAAGGACUCUUGGCGGGUGUCAUUACCCGAUGUCCUACCAGAGGGUGAAACGUACAAACUCUUGAAGGACGCCAAUGUUCGCAAUGUUGCAACAUGCAUUGCAUGUCAUGACGUACCAUCUCUUCCUCAGCAACACACACAGACUUUCAAGUUUUCGAAUGCCCCAUGGGCACUCCCCCAUGGGGCUCUCACUCCACAUAUUCAUUACCGUCUGGUUCUCAAUCUUGUGGGCAAGCCAUUGGUACACUUUACAAGCUCUCGUCAAGUUGUCAAAGCUGUUCGUGACGCACUGAUUGCCCAUAAGGAUGCAUGUAACAAGGUGGGCGUGUUGCAUCGAGACCUCAGUCCUGGAAAUAUCGUCAUGGAUGGCGCUAUUGGCAUCCUCAUAGAUUGGGAUCUUGCAAAGUUACUCAGAAUUCAGGGUCCUCGACAAACCACACGCACGUUUGCUGUCACCAAGGGAACAUGGCAAUUCAUGUCUGCCGAACUUGUUGAAAACAAACACGCCACGCAUACCAUUGAGGAUGACCUCGAGUCCAGUUUUUUACGUCGUUUUCUGGAUUGCCUUGAUGUCUUCGAGGCCGAGGAGAUGAAGGGGAUUGGGUCGGGCACCAAAUCGGCUUUUCUCAUUUCUAGAAGGCAAAUUGCGGGUGAUGUGUUUGUUGGGCGCAAAGCGCUUGACAAGCUUAUCUUUGCACUUGCUGAGCUCUUUGCUCUUCGGUACACUGUAGUCGCCGAUGUGGAGCAGGUUGCAUUCAACCAAACAUUCCCAUGCCUGGCGUCCACGGAGGGGACUCCCGCUCAUACAGCGGCCAUGGAGACUUUGAAGUCACAUUCCAAGUUCAUAGCCAUUUACGAUGAAUACCUCGCACUAGACACUUGGCUUCCUCAUGAGGUUCCCAAACUCCAACCUCUUGGUGAUGAUGAGAAGCGCAAGCCACAGGAAUUUUUCACAAAAUCACCAUGCCCCUCCCGGGUACUAGUCACCCCAACUGGGAAGAAACGGAGGUUAAACUCGGACUCAGACUCGGACUCAGACUCGGACUCAGACUCGGACUCAAGCCACUCUUAUGGCUGA
This is a messenger RNA of Suillus subalutaceus, 2124 nucleotides long. RefSeq lists its product as uncharacterized. The record is from RefSeq and is a predicted model, not a curated record. The transcript has 7 exons. The coding region runs from base 1 to 2124 and encodes 707 amino acids. Lineage: Eukaryota; Fungi; Basidiomycota; Agaricomycetes; Boletales; Suillaceae.